Leucoraja erinaceus (little skate) is the source of this 922-nucleotide messenger RNA. RefSeq names its product golgin subfamily A member 6-like protein 2. NCBI's taxonomy places the organism in Eukaryota, Metazoa, Chordata, Chondrichthyes, Rajiformes, Rajidae. The transcript has 4 exons. Bases 110 to 643 code for a protein of 177 amino acids. The record is from RefSeq and is a predicted model, not a curated record.
GGAAGUGGACCAUUUGGGGAGCUGGCUCAGAACAAGCGAGGAGAUACGGAUCGCCUCCAAACUCCAGCGGCUCGUCUGUUGCUGAAGGACGCAGCCGGCGGCUAGAAGAAUGCGGAGAGGUCGCAUCCCUCACCUGCUGCAGGGACCGUGGCCGUUGUUCGGCCUCUGCCUGGGCAUCUUCUUUUUCCUGUCCCUCUACUACGUUUGGGGCGGGCAGCAGCAGCAGCACAUCGAACCCGAGCUGCGGGAUGAGGCGGCCAAGCUGCGGGAUGAGGCGGCCAAGCUGCGGGAUGAGGCGGCCAAGCUGCGGGAGCAGAUGUCUGCUCAGAAUGAGGUGAUCAAAAAACUACGAGAUCAGAACCGGGACUUGCAGUCCAAAAUUGACAAAAUGCUAGAUGAUCUUCAUGGGUGUCGGACUGAGAGCAGGAAGCACGGAGAACUGGUGCAACGAUUGGAGCGCAGUUUGGAAAACAAUGAAGUCCAAAACUCAAACCUGCGGAAGGAGAUGUCUACUCAGAAUGAGAUGAUCAAACAACUGCAAGAUCAGGACCAGGACAUGCAGUCCAAGAUUGACAAAAUGCAAGGUCAGUUCAACAACAAUUGCAUUUGCAUAGCGCCUUGGAGAAUGUUCCCUAAGUACUAGAGAGAAAUGUAUAUGUUGAAUAAAAGUCAAUGCUAAGCCGGUGAAUUGGAGAAGGGGGUCAUAAGUUCAUUAGUGAUAGGAGCAGAAUGAAGCCAUCUUUAGUCAGAGGGUGUUGAAUCUGUGGACAGCUGUGGAGGCCAAGUCAGUGAAUAUUUUGAAAGAGAAUCUUGAUCAAUACGGGUGUCAGAGGUUAUAGGGAGAAGGCAGGAGAAUGGGGUUAGGAGGGAGAGAUAGAUCAGCCAUGAUUGAAUGGUGGAGUAGACUUGAUGGGCCGAAUGA